This is a messenger RNA of Heterocephalus glaber (naked mole-rat), 7199 nucleotides long. RefSeq names its product zinc finger and BTB domain containing 10 (gene Zbtb10). The record is from RefSeq and is a predicted model, not a curated record. Gene Ontology annotation, molecular function: protein binding; DNA-binding transcription factor activity, RNA polymerase II-specific; RNA polymerase II cis-regulatory region sequence-specific DNA binding. Gene Ontology annotation, biological process: regulation of transcription by RNA polymerase II. NCBI's taxonomy places the organism in Eukaryota, Metazoa, Chordata, Mammalia, Rodentia, Bathyergidae.
CGCGCGGGACGCGGCCCGAGGCCGGGCGCCAGCCGGGGCAGCGGGCGGCGGCGCGCGCCAUGUCGUUCAGUGAGAUGAACCGUAGGACGCUGGCGUUCCGAGGAGGCGGGUUGGUCACUGCCGGCGGCGGCGGCGGCGGCUCCGCGAACAAUAACGCUGGCGGGGAGGCCUCGGCUUGGCCUCAGCCACCCCAGCCAAGACAGCCCGCACCGCCCGCGCUCCCGCAGCCCAAUGGGCGGGGGGCCGACGAGGAAAUGGAAUUGGAGGGCCUGGAGCCCCAAGACGUGGAGGCCUCCGCCGAGGCCGCCGCCGAGGAGACCAAGGAGUUGCUGCUCCCCCAGGACGCGGGCGGCCCCACCUCGCUGGGCGGCGGCGCGGGGGGCCCCCUGCUAGCGGAAAGGAACCGUCGGACUCUGGCCUUCCGAGGCGGCGGCGGCGGCGGGGGUCUAGGCAACAAUGGCAGCAGCCGCGGCCGGCCCGAGCCCUCGGCGUGGCCCCCGAGGCAUUUCAAUGGGCGAGGGCCGGCGAAUGUGGAGCUGGAGCUGGACGCGCUGGAGAGCAAGGAGUUGAUGCAGGACGGCGCUUCCCAGAGCGACAACACCGAGGACGAGGAGGAGGGGGCGAGCCCAGGCGACGGCAGUGGGGCGGAAGGCGGCAGCUGUGGCCACAGCGGGCGGCCGGGCGGCGAUGGCGGGGACGAAGUGGAGGGCAGCGGUGUGGGAGCCGGCGAAGGGGAGACUGUACAGCACUUGGCGCUCGCCCGGCCCAAGUCCCUAAUGCAGAAGCUCCAGUGCUCCUUCCAGACCUCCUGGCUCAAGGACUUUCCCUGGCUGCGCUAUUCCGACGAUACUGGCCUUAUGUUUUGCGGCUGGUGCCAAAAGACCCCUGAGGAUGGAGGAAACGUGGACCUUCCCCAAGUGGGGCAUGAUGAGCUUUCGCGAGGGACCCGCACCUACAAGAAAACCCUGCUCCUGAGGCACCACGUCUCUGCCGAGCACAAACUCCACGAAGCCAACGCCCAGGAGUCAGAAAUACCAGCGGAGGAAGGGUACUGUGACUUUAAUAGUAGGCCAAAUGAGAACUCUUAUUGCUAUCAACUUCUUCGACAACUAGAUGAACAAAGGAAGAAAGAUAUUCUUUGUGAUGUCAGCAUUGUGGUAAAUGGGAAAAUCUUUAAAGCUCACAAGAACAUCCUGGUUGCAGGCAGCCGUUUCUUUAAGACUUUAUAUUGCGUCUCAAACAAAGACAGCCCUAACCAAAAUAAUACUACCCAUUUAGAUAUUGCUUUAGUUCAAGGUUUUUCAGUCAUCUUGGACUUCUUGUAUUCGGGUAACUUGGUGCUCACUAGCCAAAAUGCCAUUGAAGUGAUGACAGUGGCCAGCUACCUUCAGAUGAGUGAAGUCGUUCAUACUUGCCGAAAUUUCAUUAAAGAUGCCUUAAAUAUAAGCAUUAAAUCAGAAGCUCCAGAGUCUGUAGUGGUGGACUAUAAUAAUAGAAAAUCGAUCAAUAGAGAUGGUCUGUCUUCAUCACGGGAUCAAAAAAUUGCCAGCUUUUGGGCAACGCAGAAUCUUACUAAUUUGGCAAGUAAUAUAAAAAUAGAGAAUGAUGAUUGUAAUGUCAGCGAGGGCCAAAUGGAAAACUACCAAACAAGUGACAGUAAUUGGGCCCAGCGUGGUUCUCCUGAAUUGGCUGAAAACGAGUCUCCAGGUCAAGGAAAAGUGUUUAUUUGGAAUGAUAUAGGUUCCCAGGGAAUUCAAGAGACUGGCAAAACAAGGAGGAAAAAUCAAACUACAAAGAGAUUUGUUUAUAAUGCAUCACCUAAUAAUGAAACAAAUUUAGAAGAUUCCUCAGUGAUGCAGCCACCUGUUGCCCAUCCAGAAGAGAAUAAGACCCUAACCAUCAAGCAAGAACCAGAUUUGGACGGUGCUCUAUUCUCGGGGCCAGAUGGUGUAAAUGCAAGUCUAUUGGCUGAAGCCUGGUGUACUCAAGAUGGAGGUGAUGCUGGUACUUCACAUGAUUAUAAGUAUGGUUUGAUACCUGGCCUGUCAAGUGAUUACAAGUAUGGAUUGCUACCAGGUACUUCAAAUGAUUAUAAGUAUGGGUUGCUACCAGGUGCUUCAAAUGAUUUCAAGUAUGGAUUACUGCCAGAAUCUUGGCCAAAACAAGAAACUUGGGAAAAUGGUGAAUCAUCUCUAAUCAUGGUGAACAAGUUAAAAUGCCCUCAUUGUAGCUAUGUAGCCAAAUACAGACGAACACUAAAAAGGCACUUGCUUAUUCAUACGGGAGUGAGAUCAUUUAGCUGUGAUAUUUGUGGGAAGCUGUUUACUCGAAGAGAACAUGUAAAAAGACAUUCCUUGGUGCAUACAAAGGAUAAAAAAUACAAAUGUAUGGUGUGUAAGAAGAUCUUCAUGUUAGCAGCCAGUGUUGGAAUAAGACAUGGAUCUCGUCGCUAUGGUGUUUGUGUAGACUGUGCAGAUAAAUCACAGCCAGGAGGGCAAGAAGGUAUAGAUCAGGGACAGGAUACAGAAUUCCCUCGGGAUGAAGAAUAUGAGGAGAAUGAAGUACGAGAAGCUGAUGAAGAGCUAGUUGAUGAUGGAGAAGAUCAGAAUGAUCCACCUCGAUGGGAUGAAUCAGAAGAUGUUUGUGUGCCCCUGGAUGAUUAACUGACCUACUAUACUCCUCAAGGAUGCUGCAUUUGGACAUAAUAUGAAUCGACAAUUUGGAUUGUUGAACUUGAAGGCUUGCAAAAUAUGGUACAUGCUGGAUGGUAGUUAUGUUGCUGUGAAAACUGUAGGGUCAAAGCCUUAUAGCAAAAAAAAAAAAUUUUUUUUUUUAUAUUUGCACAGGACUGUACAGCGAACAACCAUGUGGUUGCUUACAUGGAGUCCCCCACAUAUUCAGUCAGUUAUCAAAGUAAAAUAUUUUUUAUUUAUAGGAUAUACAGUAACUAUUUGGGUCCUAUAAAAAUAUAGUACCUGUCCUUAAUAGCUUACAUUCAUGUGCUGCUUUAACAUGAAUGAAGAAAAUCCAUUUAUGGAAGUACAGUGACAGCUGACCCAAUCACUCUGUCCAUCAAACCACUCAGGCUAGUUUGUACUAGUAGAGUUUUGUUUCUAUUUUUAUUUUUAUUAAUUUUAUUUUUUUUAAUACAGAUUUUUCAGUGAGGGGCUUUUUCAACCCCAUUGGUUCUAUUUUCUUGUAUUUUUUCCAUUUUAAUUUGCUUCAUAACUUAAACAAAAUCUCCUAGUCUUAGGUAUUAUUUCUCAAUUUUGUGCUGAUGGGCAUGUGUAUGAGAACUGGAGAGGUAAUUUAUUGGAAUGAACUGACUUCCCCCAGCCCCUUUCCUUUUUUGACAUGAAUUUUACAAAUGAAGAAUAAUGUUGCAAAGUUAAUGUGGCAAAGUUGACAAAGACCACUAAAAUGAUUAUGAUUUAGAAGUAACUUUUUCCUGCUGCUCUAAUCUGAAAAAUGGUUACUCUAUGAUGUUUUUUUACAUGGUAUUUGGUUUUGGGUAUCUGUUACUUUGGCACUAUUCUUGUUUGCCUCUUAUUUUUGCCAGUGUACUAUACCUCAGCCUUAUUUGAGAGACAGAAAGUGGAUUUUAAAAAGUCAUAGAAACAAUAAGUAAAGUAAUUUGUUUUAUAAUUUAUCUUCCAUGUCCAGUUUGGUUAGCUUGUUAUGCAAUAUAAGUGAAAUAUCAGGUUUCUAUUCCUGUGCCCUUUUUAUCAUUAAAAUUAACACAAAAUGCGUUCUCUUGUUUCAUACUUACUGGGAUAUUGAGUUUUUGAAAUUAUUGUUGAUUUAUUAAGUUAAUUUAUUUUUUCAUUCCCUAAAUUCACUACACCUUGAUACAGUCUGUAGUCACUGUAACUUAACAGUGUGCAAAAAUCAUACAAAAAAAUUGUUGAGAGGCUUUAUUCUAGUAUCUAAAUUUUUCAGGGUACAAAGGGUGGUAUAUUAAGUUGCUAUUGUUAGAUUUAUUUAGGUAACAAAUGAAUUAGCUGAUUGUGGAACUCUCAGCAACAUUUCAUGUAUUAACAUAGACAACAUUUAUUGGGAGCAUAUUCUAUAUUAUAUAAGAUUGAGGGACAUCAUAUUUUCAGCUUUCUUUUAAAUAAAAAUCAAGUAUAUUUUCCUAUUUUAUAUCAGGUGACUAAAUUAUGCUAGUUGUGUGGGAAAAAUUGCAGAUACUUUGACAGAUGACAAUGCUUUUGGUGCUCCAUCUGAUCAAAGUUGAAAACAGUUGAUUUUUUAAACAAGAUGUAUCCGUUUCUCUGAUUUCAAUAGAAUAAUGGUGUAAUGUUAGGCAAUGAACUUUCUGCUUGGUUAAAUCAAAGAAGAAAAUCACAGUUACAUGGUUAGUUGUACCUUUUGUCAUCCAAACUUUCUUGUAGUUUAUACAUAACUGUAAGCCUGACAGAGGAAUAGUUUGGUUUGAUUUUUGCUUAAAACUGAAGACUACAUCUUAUUCUCAGUGUUCUAGAUGAAUGAGUAAAAUAUAAUUCUAGUGAGGUCCAAAAUAGAAAUUAGUUGGGCAAAGAUACUAUGAAUGAAAAUUAUUUUAAACAUAAAAUGUUCUGCUUUGUGAAUAUGUAAGUAUAGUAUAAAGAUUUCUCUCAUCCUGUUUUAUCCCCUUUAAACCAUAGUUUACAAUUGGUAGAUCUGUCUAUAUAUAAAUAUAUAUUAAAGAGCAAAGAUAUAUAUCUAAAAAAAUCACCUAAAUCUGCUUUAUUAGGCUAUAGUUCACUUAUUGCAUAGAAACUGGACUUGGCUUUACAUUCUUAAUGUACUUUUACUUUUCUUCAAGAUAUGAACUUACUCUCUUGAAACUGAAUUUUCUUUUAUUACUUAAAUCAUAUUUGUAUAUCUGGUAAAUUAUGACCAAAUUUUUGUUAGGUUGCAUACAGUAAAUUGAAAUACACUCUUGGUACACUACGGGAUUGUUGUGCUUUUGUUUUGGUUUUAGUUGGAAAUAAGGUUUGAUGUAGAUGGCUUGUUACUGUUAAUUUAAAAUAUUCUAUAAUUGUCCAUUAAUUUUUAAUGUUGUAUUGUGACAUAUUUGGCUAUAUUUUUUAGUCAUCUGACAUAUGAUAUUUUAAAAGUUUGUUUUUAGGUAAUCCAAAGGAAAAAAUGUUUAUACUCUUGAAUAUAUUAGCCUCAGCCUAUAUAAAAAUUUCCUUGAAGUAAACAUUUUACCAGAAACAAAAUUGACAGAUUUUUCUACUUGCUGACUGCCUAACUUAUUUUGUUUCAUGAUCUCGAGGGACUGCCUAUUUCCCUUCUAGAUCUUUUUUUAAAAAUAGUUUUAGUACUAAGGUAUACUACUGGAUGUUUCUAUUUUUUUAAGUAUAUUCUUUUUUCUGACUUAAAGUACAACAAUUUCAGGAAGUUGAUAGAUAUUAAGGACUUAUGAUUGGUCUCAGAGGUAUCAGUGGAAUGAGUACUCAUAGUUUUGUCUGUGAAACUCUGGCAGAAUUAUGUGUUACACAUUUGGUGAAGUUUUCUCUUGUAAUUUAUAUUUUAAAUGAAAAAUAUUUUAGAGCUUUUAAUUUUAAUUAAGGGGAAGUUUAUAAACUUUCACAUUCACUCUGUAGUAACAGGCCCUUUCAUAAACCAAGAUCAUAUUAUUUUUUAAGAUUCUUGAAACAGUUACUUCCAUCUGGUUCCCUUUGUCAUGGUUCUUGGCCCUCAUUUUAGAUAAUUUGCUAAAUUUUAGCAUCCUAGCAAUUGAGAGCUUAUUUAAAAAAACACUGUAUAGGAAGGGGAACCUGGACAUGUAGCUGUGAAAAUUUUUUUGUGGGAGGAGAUGCUAGCUAAUUUAAAUGGAGCCAUCCUGAGAGAGAAGAGUGAGUGAAUGAGUUAAUGGAAAGUUCUUAGAACACUGGUACAUCCUAGGUAUACCAUACAUUUUAGUUGUUUAAUGACAAAUGUGAACCAUGAGAAAAGAUAGUGGAAAGCAGGAAGCAAAUAGGAAAUGAAAGGAUUUGGACUUGGAAUUUGUAUCAAUACAAUAUAAUAAUAAAACCUAAAGAUGACUCGAACCGUGUAUUAUGAAGAAAAUAUGAAAAACCAGGGUUAUUUUUAAUGUUGAAAUUUAAAACUUCAAAAGCAUUUUUUAUGAUUUUCUGAACAGAGCAUGAAAGGUUUUAGAUUCAUUUUUCUGAGUAAUGAUUCCAGAAGCUACCAAUGCUUUUUGAGUGCCCACACUUGCCAUUAUGCUGUAUGCAUUAUUUCACCCUUCUGAGGUAGGUGCUAUUUUCUCCAUUUUAUAGACAAGGAAAGGCUCAGAUUCAGAAUCUUGCCAAAUUUCAUGCAGCUGUAAUAGAGCUGAGAUUUGGUCAGGUCUGAUUCUGAAGCUCAUGAUUUCUAGGAGGCUGUCGUGCUGCCUCAUUAAACAACUUUUUUUGUAGAAUUGCAACUCUUUAAAGAAGUCUGUCUAUGGAGAUUUAUAUUGACUCUAUAAAAUAGCUAUGUUAGAAAUUUUGUGUGUCCUUCCCCCAGAUAAACAUCCUUACUACUAUUUCUUUUUGAUAAAGCAAUUGUUUUGUCAUUUGGUCUUAAAUAAGACACAACCCCAGUGUAGCAUAUGCUGUUAGUGGGUUGUGGCAUUUUCAUUUUUAAAAAGAUGAUUUUUUUAAACUGAAGACUAGAUAUGAACCCCAGUUUUUGUGCCGUUCAGUCACCCGGAUCCUUAAACUUACAUGGUACAUAAUAUACACUCUUAGAAAUAACAAACAGGCAUUUUUCUUAUAAUCACAUUAGGAUUUAAAAAUGGAAAGUGGUUUUUUUCCUGCUGUAUCCCUGCUUUCAACUGAAGUUAAACACUUCUCAGUAGUUCAGAAUGCAUUAGGGAUAAGCACACUUUAAAAGAUGUUUUCUAACCCCGAAUUUUAUGACAUCUGUUGAGAACAAAAUUUUGAGUUAAGGAGAGAAAUGGUUGAGGCCAUUAUGAAAUGGGAGAAUCAACAUUUUAAACACUGUAAGCAUAAAAGAACACUUUUUUUUUUUCUGCCUGCUGUUUGUAAAAGCUCUCUGGGAGGAUCUUUUACGAAGACCAAUUUUUUAAAAUGUAAUUUACCUACCUAAUAUAAGUGUCCUAAGACAUGUAUGUAAACUUCCAAAACUGUUUUGUCUGUGUAUUUAGAAAAUACACAAGAAUCUUUUAUCAAACCUAAAAAUAUAAACUUGUGAGCACUAAA